UACUCUCUCACCCAGUGCAAACAGCACAACUGGAGGUAAGAAUCUUUUCUGCAUUUUUACUGCACAAAUGAGAUAAUGUUGAUCAUAUAUAUUUAAAAGAAACAUAUAUUUCCUGAUUUAUGUGUGUGUUCUGUUGACAAGAGUAGCUAGCCUACAGGUGAUGCUGAAUAUCCAUUUCUGGUUCACAUAAAUUUUAUUUCUGGGAUCCCAUACCGCUGAUGUCCUGCUCACUGUUGUACUGUAUGGCAAAAGAGAGCUUAGGUAAUCAAGGAGACCAGUGGCGGUCGGUGCCGUUUAAGAUGAGGGAGGACACUUUUUUUUCUCAUGAGCAUGUCCUUAUUUCAAUUACAGCAUAUUGGAUGACUGUCAUCAUAUUCUAUUCACCCAGUUUAAUGUAACAGCGAUAGGUUUAGGCUAUGACAUGAUACUCACAUUUUCCCUAUACCCAUCAUGAAGUUUCUACAACCUAGCCUAUGGAUGAAAGUUUACAACGUAGGUGCACACAGGUCGAGAGACAAAUUUGAGGUGACAGACAGUGACACAUGGACAGACAGUGACACAUUCAAUACUGCCUUGCACACUCUUGCCUGCAUCUAGCUGAUCUAGGGUGUAAUCAUUAGUCCAACAGUUGCAAACUAGAGUUUAUAUUGGACAAAUUCAGGUAUGUUUAUCCCCGUUUUGCUUCUGUUUAAGAAAUGUUUUUCAACAGAAUCGGCGGAAUGAAUACACCCCUGAUCACGCGUAAACACAGUCCACUUUCAUAGCAACCACAUUUUAUUCCUUCUCGCGCUCUCCUCCUCUCACCUUUUCCCUUCGCUUAUGGACUUCAAUGCACAACACAUCAGCUGUAUGUGACCAGGCAAAAAAAAACGUUCCAAACCAUAUCAUAACCGCUACACACAGCCUACAUCGUUGUCACCAUAUUAGCUAAAGUAACGUCAUAGUCAACAUAGCUAAUAGAACUAACGCGUUAGUAAACCCGCUACAAUCAUACAGUAACGUUACAGUGUACAGUCAGUAAGCAGUUUAGCACUUACACCGGCGGGCCACGUGGCAAUAAAUUAGUAAAACCAAAAGCUUACCUUGACUUGGAAGAGUUCCAGUGUUGUGUUGGAUAGUCAUAGCCAGCUAGCUAACAUAGCAUCCCUCUCUUUGAGCAGGGUGUUUGAGAAGGCUAGCUAGCUAGCUGCAUUUGCUAGCUAAGAAAGUGAAACUGAAAGUGAAAAAAGGACGUAUUGUCUCUCUCUCUCUUUCUCUCUCUCUUGCUUCUCCUUCAUUUUGGAAUAAAUUAAUUUGUUCAUAACUGUUAAACUAUUGUCUUUCUCUCUCUUUGAGUCAACUACUCACCACAUGUUAUGCACUGCAGUGCUAGCUAGCUGUAGCUUAAGCUUUCAGUACUAGAUUCAUUCUCUGAUCCUUUGAUUGGGUGGAUAACGUCAGUUCAUGCUGCAAGAGCUCUGAUAGGUUGGAGGACGUCCUCCAGAAGUUGUCAUAAUUACUGUUUAAGUCUAUGGAAGGGGGUGAGAACCAUGAGCCUCCUAGGUUUUGUGUUGAAGUCAAUGUACCCAGAGGAGGAGGGAAGCUAGCUGUCCUCUGGCUACACCAUGGUGCUACCCUACAGAGUGCUGUUGAGGCUACUGUAGACCUUCAUUGCAAAGCAAUGUAUUUUAAUCAAUUAUUUGGUGACGUGAAUAUAUUUAGUAUAGUUUUAUCUUAAAAAUAUAACUUUUUUAAUGUUUUACCAUUUUUAUGAAAUUCACUGAGGAGGAUGGUCCUCCCCUUCCUCCACUGAAGGAGACCCAUCUAUGCAGCUUGUCUUGCUGACAGACAGACAGAUUGGUGAAAGAGAGGCUGACGCUCACUAUUUUUACAGUCUACAUCCUUCUGCCCUAAACCAUGGGUGCUUUCCCUUCUCUUCCUCCCAUGCUGCAUAGCCAUUUAGUACAGUGAGAUAUUUCCAUGUUGAAAUACACAAAGUACCACAGCACUCUCUGUAGCUUGUUUUCUCUGAACCCUCUGAAUCAGAAUUGAUUAAUCUAUUAGCAGUUUAAAUAUAGAUAUGGUUGAAAGGCAUUAAUGAAUUAUCCUUGAUUACAGAGGAGGACGUCAGGUCAGUUAAUACGCUCUGAGGGUUGAGGUUUCAGGGUCGAAGGGGGAAAUUAGGAUAAGCAACUAGGGAUUACCCAAGGUCACUGUGUUCCCCCAGCUCUCAGAAGGAGUAAUGCAGGGGCUGAUGAAUGAGGUACUGAGGACACCCUUAAACCCCUUCCUCUCACAUCCUCUCUCCCCACUAUAUUGUAAAUCACUGCAACACCAGUGAAAAAGACAAGGAAUGUGUGACUUAAUGUAAUGUGCACCUAUAGCCUGUUAGGAGGAUUGAGACAACAUCUCCUGCACCCCUCCCUGGCCCGGCCUGGCUCCCACUGACCUGUCUGCUUUUAUAAACAGCUGUUGUGGUGCCGGGCUCCAUGCGGUGACCCCAGGGUCAGCCAGAUCCCAGAGGUGCCUGGGGGGCAGCUCAGCUCUGCUCCGGGCAGGUUCUGUUCAUGGAAAACAUUUUCCAGUGUUUGUUUUCUCUUUCCUCUCUGUUUGUUCGGGCAGAGUUGGCCGUUGUUUUUCUUUACUGACAAUGUUAUGGGGACACUUUCACACAUAUGCUCCCACAGGAAAGCUCUUAUUACACAUGAUUUUUCUUAAAAAUGAAAACAGGAUAGACACCAGGCAUAUCACAGUGUUUAAAAAAAAUGUUUUAGCAACUACAUUUGAUGAGUGUCCUAAGUCUUUUUGAAUUGAUUUGCAGAUGGCUCUGUUUUUUGCCCAGUGGUUGUGAUAACAUAGACAUGAUGGAGAAAAAACAGUAGGCAGACUGGGAAAUAUUAAGGAAGGAUGUUGUGCCAACUCAGAAUUAAGCUGGCAGACAACACACACACACACACACACAAACCUCAGCCGGUUGGUGUAAAACUCUGCUCGUUGAAUUGCACAGUGUGACAGAUGAUAUCAGACCAGGCUAAUGAGGCCCACUGUAAUUGUGCAAGUGUGCGUCUCUCUCGCCUGAAGGGUUGAAACGGGUAAUCCCUUCUACGUGCAGUUUCAGCACCAGCCAUCACACCAGCCAUCUCUCCUACAGUCCAGAUCCAUCAGGCUGGGGAGCUGCCAAGAGGCAUGGGUGGAUGUGGUUGGGGCAUCCAGGGAACUGUACAAUGGCUUUAUGAGCCACUAUCCAUAUGUCCUGUGAUGGACAGUUGUAUCACCACCUCUCCUCUCCUCUCCACUCCUUUCCUCUCUCCUCUUCCCCAGUGCUAAUGUUCCAGGACGUGUGGGGCCGUAGUUUCUGCCGGACCAUAGAGAAGCUGGUGGAGGUGGUCCAAGAGUACCCAGGGGAGGUGGAGCACAUCUACAGCCCCUCCUGUGUGCCCCUGGUGCGCUGUGCUGGUUGCUGUGGCGAUGAGAACCUGGAGUGCCGUCCGACUCGGACCUCUAAUGUCACCAUGCAGGUAAUAGGGCACGUCCCUUCUGAGGAUGGCUGCCAUGUUGUGAGGUCGUCAGUGUAUUUGAUAUUUGUAUGCCAAGACAAGGAAAAUGCUUUUUUCUACUUUUUCCCCUGCAACUUGUUCAACAACGUGUUCAUUCUCAGCUGUUGAAAAUCAAGCCAGCGGAGCAGGGUCAAGAAUACGUUGAAAUGACUUUUGUGGAGCACCAGACAUGUGAAUGUAGGUAAGAGAAAAAAAGACUUCAUGCUUUGAUAGUAUGUGUUUGGUCACUGUAAACCAGUUGCAUUGUAAUAUGAUAUUAUGCUAAAUGAUAUGACUGACUUUUAUAUAAUUAAUCAGUGUUGUUCAUAUUUAAUUCCUAGAAUCAGGAAGGCUGUGGUGAAAAGUGAAAGGUGAGCAUAUCAAUUGUCAUAAUGUCCAUUGUAAAGUUAGAUAGUGGGACAGAAAUGUUGCUGUCUCUAUAAUACUUAGUUGAGCUCAUAUUGCUGAUAUCUUUCUGCAGAAGGAGACAGAGAGGAAGAGGAAAGAAAAGAAAGGAGAGACAGAGAGUGAAAGAUUGUGAC
Messenger RNA from Coregonus sp. 'balchen', 4057 nucleotides. The record is from the annotation of a GenBank genome assembly. Lineage: Eukaryota; Metazoa; Chordata; Actinopteri; Salmoniformes; Salmonidae.